This is a messenger RNA of Jaculus jaculus (lesser Egyptian jerboa), 8399 nucleotides long. It is a transcript of the gene Tubgcp3, whose product is annotated as tubulin gamma complex associated protein 3. The transcript has 22 exons. Bases 69 to 2792 code for a protein of 907 amino acids. Gene Ontology annotation, biological process: cytoplasmic microtubule organization; mitotic cell cycle; microtubule nucleation. Gene Ontology annotation, cellular component: spindle pole; gamma-tubulin small complex; centrosome. Gene Ontology annotation, molecular function: gamma-tubulin binding; microtubule minus-end binding. The record is from RefSeq and is a predicted model, not a curated record. NCBI's taxonomy places the organism in Eukaryota, Metazoa, Chordata, Mammalia, Rodentia, Dipodidae.
GGCGGCGCCGUAACUCGGGCGCGGGAGCAGGGGCGGGGGAGGCUGCGGUGCGCAGUCCCGGGUAGACGAUGGCGACGCCGGAUCAAAAGUCACCUAACGUUCUGCUGCAGAACCUGUGCUGCCGGAUCCUGGGCCGCAGCGAAGCUGAUGUAGCCCAGCAGUUCCAGUUUGCUGUGCGAGUUAUUGGCAGCAACUUUGCCCCAACUGUUGAAAGAGAUGAAUUUCUAGUUGCUGAAAAAAUCAAGAAAGAACUUAUUCGACAAAGGAGAGAGGCAGAUGCUGCGUUAUUUUCAGAGCUCCACAGAAAGCUUCAUUCACAGGGAGUUUUGAAAAAUAAAUGGUCAAUCCUCUACCUCUUGCUGAACCUUAGUGAGGAUCCUCGCAAACAAGCCAACAAGGUGUCUAGCUAUGCUUCCUUGUUUGCACAAGCAUUACCAAGAGACGCUCACUCAACGCCCUACUACUAUGCCAGGCCUCAGACGCUCCCCCUGAACUACCAGGACCGGAGCACGCAGGCAACGCAAAGCACCGGCAGCCUAGGCAGCAGCGGCAUCAGUAGCCUUGGCGUGUGUGGCCUUGGGGGCCCCACACCUGUGCCACAGCCCCUCCUUCCAGGACAGUCUCAUCAAGCUCAAGGAGUUGGUGAUGGCCUUCGACAGCAGUUGGGGUCACGGCUAGCGUGGACAAUCACUGCCAACCAGCCUUCUUCACAAACCCCUACCUCAAAGGGUUUCCCAAACACCCUUUCUCGCAACAUGACCAGAUCAAGGAGGGAGGGGGAUCUGAGUGGUACCAUGGAAGUUACUGAAGCGGCUCUUGUGAGAGACAUUUUGUACGUCUUCCAAGGAAUUGAUGGCAAAAAUAUCAAAAUGAGCAGCACUGAAAAUUGUUAUAAAGUGGAAGGAAAGGCAAACCUAAAUAAAUCUUUGCGGGACACGGCAGUCAGACUUGCUGAGUUGGGAUGGUUGCAUAAUAAAAUCAGAAAAUACGCUGACCAGAGGAGCCUGGACCGCUCAUUUGGACUUGUAGGUCAGAGCUUUUGUGCUGCCUUGCAUCAGGAGCUCAAAGAAUACUAUCGGCUUCUCUCUGUUUUACACUCCCAACUACAGCUAGAAGAUGAUCAGGGUGUAAAUCUGGGCCUUGAGAGCAGCCUCACAUUGCGGCGCCUCCUCGUUUGGACGUAUGACCCUAAAAUAAGAUUGAAGACCCUUGCAGCUUUGGUGGAUCACUGCCAAGGACGGAAAGGAGGUGAGCUGGCCUCUGCUGUUCAUGCCUACACAAAGACUGGAGACCCCUACAUGAGGUCGCUGGUGCAGCACAUUCUGAGCUUAGUGUCACAUCCUGUCCUGAGCUUUCUCUACCGCUGGAUAUAUGACGGGGAACUGGAGGACACUUACCACGAAUUUUUUGUGGCCUCAGAUCCAACAGUUAAAACUGAUCGACUAUGGCAUGACAAGUAUACUUUGAGGAAAUCAAUGAUUCCUUCGUUUAUUACAAUGGAUCAAUCCAGGAAGGUUCUCUUGAUAGGAAAGUCAAUAAAUUUCUUGCACCAGGUUUGUCAUGAUCAGACGCCUACUACAAAGAUGAUAGCUGUGACCAAGUCCGCAGACUCACCCCGGGAUGCUGCAGAUCUAUUCACAGAUUUAGAAAAUGCAUUCCAAGGGAAGAUUGAUGCUGCUUAUUUUGAGACCAGCAAAUACCUACUGGAUGUUCUCAACAAAAAGUACAGCUUGCUGGACCACAUGCAGGCAAUGAGGCGGUACUUGCUUCUUGGUCAAGGAGACUUUAUAAGACACUUGAUGGAUUUGCUAAAACCAGAACUUGUUCGGCCAGCAACAACUUUAUAUCAACAUAACUUGACUGGAAUUCUUGAAACAGCUGUUAGAGCCACCAAUGCCCAGUUUGACAGCCCUGAGAUCCUCAGGAGGCUGGAUGUGAGGCUCUUGGAGGUCUCUCCAGGUGACACUGGGUGGGAUGUCUUUAGCCUGGAUUAUCACGUUGAUGGACCAAUUGCCACGGUGUUCACUCGUGAGUGCAUGAGCCACUACCUGAGGGUGUUCAACUUCCUCUGGAGGGCCAAGCGCAUGGAGUACAUCCUCACUGACAUCCGGAAGGGACACAUGUGUAACGCAAAACUCCUGAGGAACAUGCCAGAAUUCUCCGGCGUGCUGCAUCAGUGUCACAUCCUGGCCUCCGAGAUGGUGCACUUCAUUCAUCAGAUGCAGUAUUACGUCACUUUCGAGGUGCUUGAGUGCUCUUGGGAUGAGCUUUGGAACCGAGUCCAGCAGGCUCAGGACUUGGACCACAUUAUUGCAGCACAUGAGGCUUUCCUGGAUGCCAUCACCUCCCGCUGUCUGCUGGACAGCGCCUCUCGGGUACUUUUAAACCAACUCAGAGCUGUAUUUGAUCAAAUUAUUGAACUUCAGAAUGUGCAAGAUGCAAUAUACAGAGCUGCUCUGGAGGAAUUGCAGAGACGGCUGCAGUUUGAAGAGAGGAAGAAGCAGCGUGAGGUUGAGGGCCAGUGGGGAGUGACCCAGGUGGAGGAGGAGGAGGAGAACAGGAGAGUCCGAGAGUUUCAAGACUCUAUUCCAAAAAUGUGUUCCCAGUUGCGGAUCCUGACACACUUCUACCAGGGUGUGGUGCAGCAGUUUUUGGUGUUACUGACAACCAGCUCUGACGAAAGUCUCCGUUUUCUCAGCUUCAGGUUGGACUUUAAUGAGCAUUACAAGGCCAGAGAGCCCAGACUCCGUGUAUCUCUGGGUACUAGGGGACGGCGCAGUUCCCACACGUGACACGCCGCAGUCCCUGUCAAGCUGCCAUGCUGUUACCAGCGUCAUAGAUGUCUUCUCACUGAGACCCUCAGGGUCAGGGAGCACCAGGUGUCCUUCCUCUGUCUGCACACUGGCUGCUGUGUGUCGCUGUCACCAUGUCUGGUGGAAUUACAGUCUAUGUAUAUACUGGACUUGAGUGUCUGUGAUGUCACUAAGUUCAGCAGGCCAGCACACCCGUUCAGAGGCAUUUCGAAGUUUUCAUUGACAAAGGACACCGUGACCUGCGGGCUUCUUAAGGUCUUCACUUACAUUUGUCACUAAAAAUAAAAAAAAAAAAAAAAAAAAAACCCACCUCAGUUUGUUUUAGCAAAAUCUAGGGCAGUAGUAUGUUUAUAAAUCAAGAUGGCAAUGUCAAUGCUGGUUUUUUUUUUGUUUUUUUUUUUUAGCAUCCUCUUUAGAGGCAAUUUUUGUUACCAUGAUCAGAUUAUAUUGAAACAUGUCCCUAUGAAAAUAUGUGGACAUUUAAUUUGGGUUGUGGUAUUAAAAAUCCUGCGUGAGGACACUUGUAUCUCCAUGCAUUGCCUUCACAUAUUUGUUCUUACUGUUUUUUUGCAGAGUUGCCAUUUUUAUAUUUCAUUUACUAUUUCAGAUAACUUUUAAAAAUAUUAAAAAAAACAGUGAUGUGGAACAGAUACAUCCUUACACAGUGCACUGGAUUGAUCAGAAUGUCCGCUGAUGCAGUGUGUAAAUAGGAGUGGUUGAAGGUGGAUGGAGUACUUUAUUUUCAAAACUCUUAAAAGCACUGGAAAGAAAUCAUUGUGGAUAAUGAAGAUUUCCUUUUUCCUUGCCUAUUUUUUCAUUGUAAAUAUUUAUAUACAACUGACAAGAUGUUGGGGGGGUUGUUUUUGUAAAAAUGUCAUAAUCAGGUCACAUAAGUAUGCCUUUUUAUGUUGCCUAAGUGUGAACUUAGAAAAUUAAAAACAAUUAUCUUUGAGAUGUAUCACUUAUUUCUUGAGUGGUCUAUGAAGAAGCUAUUCACUUGCUUGUUUUGAGGUGGGCGUGAAAGAAUUGUAUUUAUUGUGCUAUAGUUGGGAUUACUUAAUCUGCAAAAUCAAGGCAUUAGGCUGGGUGUGUCAUUCAGUGCAGAACCUGAGGGAGUUGGGCACUCCCUGUCUGUGCACUGUACCCCCACAGCCAUCUCUCCACACGCCAAUGCCUCAGCUGUGCUUGGGUGCACACUCCCUUUGAUGCUCUGGGGAUUUGCAGCCAUGCAGAAGUGAAUCUAUGGCGAUGCCCAGACAUUCUUUGCAUGUAGCUUUCAUAGAAUCUUAGCUUAAUCCCAGUAGGAGAUGGAGGUAGAAGGAUCAGGUGUUCAAGAUCCUCCUUGGGUACACAGUUCAUGGCUAGGUGGGGCCACAUGAGACACUGCCUUAAAAAAUCAUAAAAUCAGAAAUUUGAAGCAAAUUUCUGUAAGGCUUUUUGGAAACCCUGGGCAUAGUAUAUCCCCUGAGAGAGGCUGUGGAGACUGCUGUUUGUCUUGUUUCAUUAGAAGCAUUAUGAAAGGGUUAAUCCUCAGUAGAAGUCACUCCCAAAAAUUCCACACUGGCCUUAGGGGUUAAAAUUCCAUUGGAUUUGGGGAGUGCUCUGCCAUCAGGGUCAGCCAUACACUGUAGAGAAGCCUCAGAGCAGGAGUCUCCUUAUCCCAAGUGAUUGGCCUGGCAGGCAUGGGCUACUCGGUAGCAUGAGCUGGGCAGGCAUGGUUUGUGGAGACAACCUGCUUUAGGUAUGGUAUGCCAAGUGGGUUGGGGCAUGCUUCUCCAGGAAGUGUCAGUUGGCCUACCUUCCAGGCUUAUAGUAGAAUGUAGCACUAAGCAUGGGCAGGGUUUGGGUACACAUUGUGCCUGUUCUCUGUUCUCUGGUGGUUUGAGGCCUAUGGCACCAAGCAUGGACAGGGCUCAGGGGCACAUAGUAUGCCUGUGCUCUUGUGGCAUGAGGCCUGUGGCCCUGGACAGCCUGCAUAAGCUCAACCUUGUCUGCAUGGAGUGGAGAACACCGUUAGCCUGGGGAGAGGCGUGGCUGGCUCGCGCAUGGCUGUCUUCAGUGGAUGCUGCUGCCUUCCCUGGAUCCGUGAGUUGGAGGGGGCUGGUUGAGUGAUGUCUGUAGAUGCAUGGCAUCAGUUCUCUUAAGUCUCUGGAAAAAUAUGUCAUUCAGAUGUUAAAAUACAGGACUACAGAGCACAACCAGCAUUCCAGCAUUAAAAUGACACCUGUUAGAACUGUUUAUUGCAUAGCCGCCUGGACUGGGUGAUAAAGAUGUCCUGGCCCCACUGCUGUCAGCGGCUGUGGUGGGUGCGGCUGGUAUUUCAGGGGUACCUAGUGGCUGCUGGUGGUGAGACUUUCUGUCCACAUCAGUGACCAGCGAGUCCUGUGCGUUCCUGACUGACCCACCCUUGCCAGCACCGCUACGGCUCUGGGGAGCAGUUUUCAGCAGUGUAGAUACUGGGAUAGAGCGACAUGUUUCUGUGAGGAGGAAAUGACACGUGGGCAUGCUUCACAGAGGGGAAGCUGGCCAAGCUAGCUUUUUCAUUACUGCUGAGCCUGGAUCUCGUGGGCACAGAGGCGGCCAGCAGCAAUGACUGGGCAGAUGAGAUUCCUGACCCCAUUCUGAUUCUGUAUCUGUCAGAUGUCUGAUUUGAAUGAGUACUUGGGCUUAUGACCCCACUUGGUUUUUGUGGGGUGCCAAUAAUACCUUUUUAGUAGGUAAAUUAUAGUCCUGUGCAUUUCUUCUGGGGACACUGAAGUAAAUACCCAGUUCUGCAGUAGUUUGUUUUUUAUUUCUAGGUAGCAUGUGGUUCAUGUAGACUUUCAAACUUGUUGAAAUUAAUUUUUGAGAAAUCAUUUCAAUUUUUAUCUAUUAUUUCGAGACAGAAUCUCCCUUUGUAGCCAAAGCUGGCAUUACACUCUUUUCUCCUUCUUCAGACUCUGGAGGUAGUGAUUUCAGACAUGCUCCACCACUCUGGUUCCUUUCAUGGUUAAUACUUGUAUUUUCACUUUUUUCUUUCUCAUCAGGUUUUCAAAGUUUGUAUGUAGUUUUUGUUUUUAAUGAUUACUGUUCACUUCAGCAUAGCUCUAUGGUUUCCUUUUUCUUUUUCACUUUGUUUAUAAAUAAAUUGCUAUCAUACAUUUAAUACCUUCCCCUUAAUUUGUUGUUUCAUAUAUAGAAUGCUUAUAUAUUUUGUUUUCUCAUUGUUUAGCCAGCAUUUCUCAUUGGAUUGUUCUGGGCAUAUAGCUUUUGUUAGGUUACACGUUUUUAUACAGGUCGUUUUCAGGGCAUAAGUUCUUAAGUAAUGAAUAUUUUUUUGUUGCUGUUGUUUGUUUUGGAACUCUGGAUGUAGUUACUACUCAGGAUUUCAGGGAAGAUUUCUCCCUUUUUGUCUUUUUUUUAAAGAAUAAACACAUUUCCAAAACAUAACAAAAUAUAUAGCUAUAGUCUGUAAAGUGGUGUGCAACAACAGAAAGAGUCGUCCAUCACUGGGUGGAGCGGUGUCUGAAGGUGCCGGUGCUCUUGGGUCUUCAGUAUAUGAAAUGAUCAAAUUCAGUAAAUACUUAGGGUAAAUAAGUUUUGGACAAACCAUCUGGAAAAGAAUAAGAGCUUUAACUCCCCACAAGAAAAGCUCAUGUAGGUUAGUUUAAAUAUGAAGAAUAAAACAUACUAACUAGAAAAAGGAGGCCAUAUGUUUAUAAUCUCAGGGUUCAUAGCACUUUGUUAACAUGGCACCAAGGGCUAAAACCAUAAAGGAAAAUCAUGAUUGACAGGUUUGACUGCAUAAAAGUGACAAGUGUCAUCAGAAGAAUAGGGACAAAUGACAGAUGGAGACAAACCUAAUCAGAACAUGUGUCUGUCCCUAAUUAUUGUAGAUCCUUACAAAUCAGUAUAAAGCUUACAAGUAGCUCCAAGCACACUCAGUAGGAAUUUAUAGAGGAAAUAUUGUACACAUGGGAAUGCCAUAGCAGCUCGCUAGCAUGUGUGAACUGCACUGGCCACCAUGAUGAAAGCCUGUGGUUUGGUGACUGGCUGAACUCUUGGACUGAGACCCUAGUAGAGACAUUGCCCCAGAGUCUCCUUGUCACCCUCUAUGCCAUCUGCCACUGCCCACAUCUCCAGGCAACCACUGAUUCCCAAGCCCUGCCACUUGCCUGUCUUGAAUCCCCUUCAUGUUGGGUACAUGAAGAUUUGUUCACUGUGUGUCUGAGGAAUCUGUUCCACCAUACUGACUUGCUCACUUCACACAAUUUGGAUGUCUCCUGUUAUUAAUACUCCCAAUAAAGCUGCUGUGAAUGUUUGUUACUGGUCACUGUGUGGAUUAAUAAGCUUUCAUUUCUGUUGAGCGGCUAGAUGAUGUAGUCGCUGUGUUUAACUUUAGGACCAUUUUCUCUCUACUACCGUGUGGGCGUUCUGGAUGCUUCGUGUUGAGGUUGACACUGGGAGUUCUGAUUGGUGCACAGAGAUGCUUGUGCCACAUUUCAUUAUCCGUCCACUAGCUCUGAUGGUACAACAUCGUGUCUUUACUUAUGUACCUUGAAUGACAUAUAAAAUAUUAUACCCAUUUGUUUUUUUCUUCUGUGUAUGGGGGCUAGGGGGCAGAAUUGACAUGCCAGUGCCUUAGCUGCUGCCAUCAAACUCCACGGACGCUUGUGUCACCUACUGUGCAUGUGUGACCUUGUGCUUGCGUCGCCUUUGUGUGUCUGACUUAUGUGGGUUAUGGGGAGAUUGAACAUGGGUCCUUAGGCUUAACAGACAAGUGCCUCAAUUGCUAAGCCAUCUCUCCAGUCCUAUUUUACCCCAUUUUUAUUAGAGUUUUUUCUUACUGAGUUUCAAAAGUUCUUUUAAAGUUGUUUAUCUGGAUAAAAGCCUUGUCAGAUACUUGAUUGCAAAUAUUUCUAAGUUGGUGAAUUACCUGUAUGUAUCUUGUCGUUACUUAUUUAUUUUAGAGAGGUGGGGUGCCAGGGCCUCCAGCCACUGCAAACAGAUGCAUGCACCACCUUGUAUAUCUGGCUUACAUGGGUCUGGGGAAUCAACCUCGGUCCUUUGGCUCUGCAGCAAGCUUCUUCACCACUGAGCCAUCUCCCCAGCCCAGUGAUGUAUAUCUUUUACAUUGAGUGUUUAUCACAUUAUGAGCUCAUCAACAGGUUUGAAGUCCACAGUGUGGACUAGAGCUCUAGAAUUUAAAACCCAGGCUAAUGCUAUGACCUCCAGUGCUGUCAGGCUGUAUAACCUCUAAUGCUGUCAGGUGAGGGCCUCCAGUGCUACUGGGCUCUGUGCCAAGAUGCUGUGCUUAUCAUUUUAAUACCACACUGUGUACUUCAGAGAGCAGUGGUGGUUGGUGCAUAGUCCUCACCGUUACGACAGACCAUGGUGUCUAUGUGCAUGUCCUGCCCUGAGAGAUGCUGGCAGGUGUUUGAAAGGUGCCACAUCUGAACUGGGAUAUGUGGUAAUGGUAAAUAAAUUCCACCCUUCAGAUAGUUAAUAUGAAAAAGAAUGUAAAAAUUUUCCAUGUUUUACCCAUGCUGAUUACAUGUGGAAGGCAUACUUUGUAUAUAUUUGGCUAAAUAAAGUAUAUUGUUAAGA